GCUUCUCGCCUCCUCCCACCAUUAACUUUCCUCGUGGCGUUCAAUUGUUCUCGCGAGAUUUCGGGCCCACUAUUAGCUGGGUCGCGGGCUGGAUCUUCCUUUCCUUGCGCGAGGUUGUGGAGAGAAACUACAUCACGUUUACCGAAUUGUCAGAACUCUUAAGCAAAUAACAAGUGGCGAAUAAAACAAUUUGGAGAAGGACUUGGGAGAUAUGUAACUGGAAUGAAUUUUAACUCUAUAAUGGCAUCUAAUUCAGCUGUGGAAAUUGAAAAUGAGAGUGAUAACUCUUCUGGUAGCAGCUUAUUUAAAACUCAGUGUGUCCCUUACUCACCUAAACAGGGGCAAAGAAACCCUACUAGAAAGUUUGUUCAUUCACCUGAAGAUGUUCAGGCAAGGGAUUCAUCUAGUGACUCAUCUUUUGAACCAAGACCAUUGACUUUAAAAGCUAUUUUUGAAAGAUUCAAAAAAAAGAAACGUAAAAAGAGGAAAUAUAAACCAACAGGAAGACCAAGGGGAAGACCAAAAGGGAGAAAAAACACUAGACGUUCCCAAAUAAAUAAGAAACAAGUUCAAGAUAAAGGAUCUGGGUUCCCAUUUUUAGAAUCUGAGAAUGCAAGAAAACCAUUACCUUGGAGAAAAAUUUUAACCUUUGAGCAAGCAGUGGCAAGAGGAUUUUUCAACUACCUUGAAAAACUGAAGUAUGAAUACUACCUCAAGGAAUCCUUGAAACAAAUGAAUGUUGGUGAAGAUUUAGAAAAAGAAGAUUUUGACAGUCGUAGAUACAAAUACUUGGAUGAUGAUGGUUCUCUCUCUCCUAUUGAAGAAUCAGAAACAGAGGAGGCUGCAACAAAUCUUGAACAUAAUGAUGAAUGUGAUAUCAAAUUGGUGGACAAUAAUGAUUUCAUAAUAAGUUCUGAAGUACCAAAGAUGAAGAAUGUGUAUUUAGAACAAGAAGAAUAUACUGAAGAAGCCGCUUUGUCUAAAAAGAGAGCAUCAAAGUCCAAAAACAUUGGACAGGACAGAAUGGCCUGAAAAGAGAUAGGAAUAUGAAUGUUAAGGUAAAUAGAACAGAGAAAACGGCUUUUUGUAGAAAGUAAAGAUGAAAAACAUAAUGUAUAUGUUGGCGUAGUGAUAAAGAACCUGCUAAGGAGAAAAAAAGAAUGUCUGAACAAGUUAAUGAAACUCGUAACGAAUUACUAGAAAAAACCAUUUUAAAAACAGUGAAAUUAUACACAUAGAAAAAAUUGAGGCUUGCAUAUAGCAGAAAUAAUCACUUGAGAAAUAAUAAACAGAAGAUCUGUUUUGCCUCUGCUUGUUUAUUUCAGGGUAAGCACUUAAAAGGCAUCAUUUGAGCCUUCAAGAAGUACAGAGAUUGUAAAUCUUUUAUUACAGUAAUCACUAAUGAUGGACGGCAACCAUCCAUUCCUCAGAGUACCUGAAACGGGUUUUGCCCGCAGUUUUAUUCAGAUAAAAGUGACCUUUAGCUUCAAAUACGUAGUACCAUAAUAAGAACUUACUAGUUACCUAGACUAUUUCAGCUACCACUUACUACUGCAUAUUGCUGAGUAUGCCACUAAAUAUAUACUGUAUUUUAUGAUCGCACUUGUGCUUGUUUUUGUUUAGUUUGUGAACAAAGACUUAGACUAAGUGCAAAAAAUAAAUCCUCUUUUGCAACCCAGAACUCAUGGCACAGUAUGAGUUUUGAUACAUACAAGAAGGAACAAGAUCCCUAAAACAGAUUAAAGUGAUGGUGGGUAUAUUGACAAACCUGAAGGGCGGUUCCAGGACUGUAGAAUUACUAAAGGUAUAUAAGGGAAGGGGUGCCUGGGUGGGUCAGUCAUUAAGCGUCUGCAUUGGGCUCAGGUCAGGAUCCCAGGAUCCUGGGAUCUAGCCCUGCAUCAGGCUCCCUGCUUGGUGGGGAGGCUUGCUUCUCCUUCUCCCACUCCCUCUGCUUGUGUUCCCUCUCUCUGUCAAAAAUAAAUAAAAUCUUCAAAAAAAAAAAAUAAGGAAAAUCUCAGCUAUAUUGAAUUAGUAUUCUAAUUUUAAUGCUGACAUGAAACAAAGAUGCUUUUUUUUUUAGGCUUUUCACUUGAACACAAUGUCUGGACUUUAAAGGUAUGUCUUAUGCUUUAGGUGAGUAUUUGGGUCAGAUUUGUUGAAAUGAACUUUGUCAGACAGUUUAAACCUCCACAGGUUUCAUUACUGAAAGACAUUUUGUCAGUUGACAAUUUGUUUGACAUUUCAGAAAAAUGAAUUUUAGGGUUCACACAUUUUAUAGUGGUAAAGUGCAAGCUUCACUUUACUAGCAAGAAAGGGUCUCCACAAACUAAGUUAGUUUAUAUUGAAAUAAUCAGAAUACUAGAUAUUCUCAUUUCACACAUUUACAUUAUUUUAAACUAAUGCAUAAUCUAAAAUGAGGUAUAAGAUUUAGUAGUGUAAUGUUAGAAAUGACUAGAGGACAUAAAAUUUCCUAAAUCUGAAUGAUGCAAACGGUAAUUAAAAAGCACCCAAUUUAUCUUCCAGUGAUUUCAUAAAUGGGAAGAACAGAAAUACAUAAAGCCACAUUAAUAUUUUCCUCUUUUUUAGUGAUAUCAAAUAAUGGUAUUUCUUAAGGUGAGGCAAAAAUUUAAACACUGCUGUAAUCUGGAAUGUCCUAGACAAAACAUACUCUGAUACUGGAGUUUGCCAAAAUCAGGACUUUUAGAUAUGGAAAUCUUUUUCCUUCCUUUGGUGGUUCUAUAGUAGCCACUUUGUACUUAUUUUUAGUAUUUGGUUUUUAUUCUCAUUGUAACUUACUCCUUCCUGUAAGCAUUUUAAAAAUCCUUACUGUGUAAUUUAUGGAAUGAUAAGUUUGUUGUAAAUGUUCGGCUUUUUGCACAAUUUUGAACUCUGUGACUGAGAGCAGAUCACUGUUGUGUUUUUCUUGUGGAAUCUUCCAAUUUAAAACUAAACAAUGGUUGAGGUCUAUCCCGAUGGGGCUUUUUCUCUGUAGACCUACAUCGUUGGAAACGCCUCAUAGAGUAUAUGUGUGGUUUUCUUUAUUCACAGAACUAUGUGUUAGAUCUGUGGGAAAGAACUACAAGACAUUUAACUGCUAAAAUUCUGUGAAAGACCUAAUAGUCAAAUUUUUUUAAAUCUUAGGUGUUGGCAUAUCCCAACAAUCUGUACAGUUCUAGGGUGUGAUGGCUUAGGGGUGAAUAGGAUUUGAACUCAUAUUUAGAGGGGUGUUUGAAAUUGAGAACCAGGCAGAUCCAGGCUCAGACCCUAACGGGGCCCCGGAGUAAAGACAUUGGAUCCCAAAGAUUACAGGUGGGGAGUUUUUGAAGUAUGUCCGUAUUCAAGUGGAGAUCGAAGAAGCUCAACCGAAAGAACUCUGGCAAG
Zalophus californianus (California sea lion) is the source of this 3381-nucleotide messenger RNA. It is a transcript of the gene TAF1D, whose product is annotated as TATA-box binding protein associated factor, RNA polymerase I subunit D. Gene Ontology annotation, biological process: regulation of DNA-templated transcription. Lineage: Eukaryota; Metazoa; Chordata; Mammalia; Carnivora; Otariidae. The transcript has 10 exons. Gene Ontology annotation, cellular component: RNA polymerase transcription factor SL1 complex; nucleoplasm; nucleus. The record is from RefSeq and is a predicted model, not a curated record. Bases 223 to 1032 code for a protein of 269 amino acids.